This is a messenger RNA of Aspergillus welwitschiae, 1017 nucleotides long. RefSeq names its product dihydroflavonal-4-reductase. NCBI's taxonomy places the organism in Eukaryota, Fungi, Ascomycota, Eurotiomycetes, Eurotiales, Aspergillaceae. The transcript is spliced from 2 exons. Gene Ontology annotation, molecular function: oxidoreductase activity, acting on the CH-OH group of donors, NAD or NADP as acceptor. The record is from RefSeq and is a predicted model, not a curated record. Bases 1 to 1017 code for a protein of 338 amino acids.
AUGUCGCUUCCCUCCCCUCCUCCCCUUGUGUUAAUCACCGGCGCGACGGGGUUCAUCGGCUCCCAAGUCGCCCUCGUAUCCCUGCAGGCGGGAUACCGAGUGCGACUAAGCAUCCGCAGACCCGAGCAGGAAGCCGUUCUACGGGCCCGUUACCCGGAUUUCAACAACCAAAUCGAGACUAUAAUCAUUCCUGAUAUCACGGUCCGAGAUGCAUUCAAACCUGCUCUUGACGGCGUGGAUCACCUUAUUCACCUGGCCUCACCAAUGCCAGGUGCCGGUUCCGACCUGCAAACAGGGUAUAUCGAUCCGGCUGUCAAAGGCACCGAAUCCGUCCUCUUUUCCGCGCUAGAGUUCCCUCGGAUCAAAAAAGUGAUUAUUGUAUCAUCAGUACUAGCUUUAACACCUCCUAUGUCUCUUUGCGAGAAGGACGUGCUUGUCAGAGACAACACGAAUGAGGUCAUCCCCAUAGACCUAACCCCAGACUUGCUCGAAGGCCCCUUCGGGCAUGGUUUCAAAUAUAGCAUCUCAAAGAUAUCCGCCCAUCAAGCCACACGGGACUUCCUGGCCAGUCAGAACCCGCACUUUACCCUUGUCACCUUCCACCCCAGUUUCGUCCUCGGCGAGAGUCUAAUUCAAGAAGCACCCGAGAAGAUGGAUGGAAUAAACGCGAUGUUUUGGGAUAGCCUACACUCUGGAAAGCCAACGAUACCGAACGCGUGGGUGGAUGUGCGGGACGUGGCGGAGGCACACUUGCGGGCGCUGCAGACGGAUAUUGUCUCUGGGACGGAAUUCAUAUUGUCGGCACCGGCUGGAUCAUGGGAACGGGUAGGGGACCUGGUGAGACGGAAGUUCCCUUCUGUCAGAUGUCAAUUGAAGGGUCCGAUCGAAGGAGGGUGGACGGUUGAUACAACAGCUGCGGAGAGGAUAUUAGGUAUGCAGUGGAGGGGACAGGAUGAGAUGGUCGAGGCAGUACUGGAGCAGCAGCUCAAGUUGAGGGAAGCUGCUGCCUCUCUGUAA